UUGUGUCGCUUGACAGCUUGCGAUAGUGUUGCUGUUGUUGGUAACUGGAGUUGCUGCUAGGUUUUUUUUGUGAUAUACAACAAGAAUUAGUUCCCAUAAGUUUGAAGUCGGUUCAUUUCGUAUUAUGAGUUCACAAACGAAAAGAAACACAGACAUAAUGCAGUGGUAAUCCUUAGAAGAGACAAUUACUUGGUGGGUAAUUACAAGAUCCGUAUUACCACACUAAAUUCGCUCAAAUUACCGACCAAUCAAAAUGAAUUCCAAUGAAUCGUGUAAUUUAUGCCUUUCUCGGAAUACAAACGGUUUGCCGGAGGACAAACAGUUGCGAAUGAAAAUCGAUAGGAUUUUCUAUUUUGAGAUCUUUCGAUAUCGUGACGACGUAACAAUGAUCUGCGAAUCAUGCAAGAUGACUAUCGAUGUAUUUUACGAGUUUUCCGAACAAGUUCGCAACAAUCAACAAAUUUUACGCUCAACGGUGACUCCGUCUACCAGUUUGAAAUUAGGCGAUAUUGUCGAAGAAACCCUAGUAAAGCUCGAGUGCUCAAAAGCGGAGCUCGUUGAGGAGGAUCAACUACCAUAUGAAACGGAAUGGGUUGAUGUGGAUAGUAAACAAGAUCUGCCACCAAAUACAAAUGCUACUAUCGACAAGGAUCAAUCAGAUACGAAAAUCGAUCGCGACUGGGAUUCGCAUGAUUUGGAUGAUAUUGACGCAGAUAGAGACAAUGCCAGUUCUGUAUCAGUUUCAGAUACCGAGAAUGAAAAACCACCGACGAUUGUGACAACCAAACCGAAGCGAAAGUACACGAUGAGGAAAAAAUCUUCAUCUCGGAAAGGGCCGAUACAAACGAAGAACAACGUGAAAGAUUCAUCGGCAGAUGGUGGAACAAAACUGUCUGACGAAGAUAUGGUCUUGAAGCAUUUCAAUUUGGCGUGCGACUUGUGUGGAAAGGCUCUGGUCGAUUUCAUAGAAUUGCGUGAACAUUUUAGAGAUGUACACGAGCAGCUGGGAUACAUAAACUGUUGCAAUAAAAAGAUCUUCAAAAAAUGUUGGAUGGUUGAACAUCUGCAGGUACAUUUGAAUCCGGAUGCCUUUCAUUGUUCUAUUUGCAAAAAGAGUUACAGCUCCAGUAGGGUGCUGAAGGAUCAUAUCAAAGAGGUCCAUGCAACAGCGGAGAAUCGUUCGUUACAGUGUAAUGUUUGUUUGAAAAGAUUUGCCUCGAAAAGACAUCUGAAUGCUCAUUCAACUAUGGCUCACGGUUCCUUUCCUUGCCCUCAGUGUAAUAAAGUUCUGGCUUCUCAAGGUUCUUUGAAACACCAUAUUUUUACUCAGCACGGUGAAGGUCAGCAGUUUAUUUGCGAUAUCUGUGCUAGAGUAUUCCGUUCCAAGCGGUGCUUGGAGACGCAUGUCAAAGGCCACCUCGGUACGAGGCAGGAGGAUAAGGUUCAAUGCUCUGUUUGUGCCGUUUGGUUUACCAAUAAAUAUCAGUUAACGAAGCAUAUGAACCGUAUUCACAUUGAACCGGAGAAGAUGUUGGAAUGUAAUCUUUGUGGGAAACAGUUACGCAACCGUGAAGCACUGAAUGGCCAUAUGAACCGAACGCAUACCGAGAGCCGAUUUGAGUGUGAAUUUUGUUUUAAGAAAUUUAGACGGCCCCACCACAUGCGAGAACAUGUGGCCAUUCAUCAUACGGGGGAAGAUUUAUAUGGGUGCAACUACUGCGAGGAACGGUUCAAUUCUAAAAAUAAACAGUACACCCAUCGGAAAACGGUACAUCCGGCAGAAUUCGAAGAAGAGCUACGCAAACGGCUCAUGAAAGAUUAGAUGGAAGUUCAAUUUUGUUGUUUGCUAGUAAUGCUGAAAUGAACCCAAAAUUUUAAUUCUCUUAGAUUGAGUGAAAAGUGAAAAAUAAAUGCAUUUGAACCGAAAA
Molecule: messenger RNA, 1928 nt
Organism: Malaya genurostris
Lineage: Eukaryota; Metazoa; Arthropoda; Insecta; Diptera; Culicidae
Product: transcription factor grauzone-like
Exons: 3
Coding region: 254-1822 (522 amino acids)
Cellular component (GO): nucleus
Molecular function (GO): zinc ion binding; DNA-binding transcription factor activity
Source: RefSeq, a predicted model, not a curated record